Molecule: messenger RNA, 756 nt
Organism: Prunus avium (sweet cherry)
Lineage: Eukaryota; Viridiplantae; Streptophyta; Magnoliopsida; Rosales; Rosaceae
Source: RefSeq, a predicted model, not a curated record
AUGGGGAAGUCCACUACGUUGGAGGCUUUGGUAAGAUUUUGUGAUGCAGUUAAAACUCUGUACACUAGGGACUACCUACGUAGACCUACUCCGAGGGACCUCCAACGGCUUUUACAAAAAGCCGAAGCUCGAGGAUUUCCAGGAAUGAUUGGCAGCAUCGACUGCAUGCACUGGCAAUGGAAGAAUUGCCCAACUGCCUGGCAAGGUGAUUACGGAAAUAGAAAAGGCCAAAAAAGUAUCAUCCUUAAAGCCGUUGCUAGCUUCGACACAUGGGUUUGGCAUGCCUUCUUUGGAGUUCCUGGAUCCCAAAAUGUCCUCAACGUGCUGGGUCAAUCCCCGGUCUUCAACGAGGUUUUGAGAGGCCAAGGCCCCAAUAUCACCUAUCAAGUCAACAAUACAGUCUACCAGACGGGGUAUUAUCUAGCUGACGGCAUCUACCCGAGGUGGACCACAUUUGUCAAAUCCAUUCCGAAUCCCCGAUCCCAGAAGCAAAAAUUAUUUGCUACCUAUCAAGAAAAAUACAGGAAAGAUGUCGAAAGCUGUAUCUACGCAACAAUGGCCUUGACACAAAUUUAUGAAAGGCCCAUGGGGCCAAGUGGAGAACCGUUUGAGCCGGACCCGUUGGUUAGGGAUGGUCGUUUCAUGACCCGUAUCAUAGAUCGAUAUACAGAGAUGCAAUCUUCGUAUAUUCAUGAAAGGCGUCAACUUGACUUGAUGGAGCAUCUACGGGCGGUGAAAGGCAAUGAAGAUGAAUGA